Molecule: messenger RNA, 4724 nt
Organism: Chroicocephalus ridibundus (black-headed gull)
Lineage: Eukaryota; Metazoa; Chordata; Aves; Charadriiformes; Laridae
Gene: SCTR
Product: secretin receptor
Biological process (GO): cell surface receptor signaling pathway; adenylate cyclase-modulating G protein-coupled receptor signaling pathway
Cellular component (GO): plasma membrane
Molecular function (GO): peptide hormone binding; secretin receptor activity; G protein-coupled peptide receptor activity
Source: RefSeq, a predicted model, not a curated record
CAGGCAGCCCGCAUCACAUUCCUCCGACCCUGUUUCUCAGCAGGGCACUUUUUACAGGGCUGGGUUUCGCCUUGAUUGAUUACGUCUGCCAUUGUGGCGUUGACAUCUUAUGCGGGAGUCCUGCUUGGUCCUUUAUCAUGGGAGCAUGAGGAAUGGUCAUUCCCCAGCGACACCCGUCGAUAACAGUGAAUAAUAGCCGGGAAGGGAGACAGACGAUAGUAGGAACACGCUCAACAGAGGUGCUGUUAUUCUUGGGGCAGGAGGCUUCUGCAGAGGAGGAGGAGAGCUGGGAGGGUGGACAGGGGAGUCCUGUCAUUGCUGAUGCUCUCUAGGGCUCAGCAGCUGUAGAGAAACAUUGACUAAGGAUGGUCAAAGCUGGGAAGGAAAAAAGAGAGGAAGGAAAGGGAUGAAGUGAAAGGAGCUGAGAGCUACGCUGGAGAGUACGGACAGCCUGGUGACCUCUAGUGCGCAAGGGGUGAAGGAAGCAGACUGUGAUUGACUAUGUGGACCAUCUGGGUGAUCAUCUUCUGGAUUUCAGCUGUCCUGAUCAGAGCUGUCCCACCUGUCUGUGACCUCCUGAGUGUCCUGAAAAAGGAGGAAGAAAAAUGUGCUGAGAUUCUCUCGCUGGAGGCAAAGAACAGAACACCUGAAAAUGAACUGCUCCCGAGCUCAGGCAGAUGUGCUGGAAUGUGGGAUAAUAUGAGCUGCUGGCCUUCGUCUGACGUGGGACAGAUUGUCAACGCUCACUGCCCUGAAUUCUUCCAGAUGUUGACUGGGAAAAAAGGUUUUGUCUACCGAAACUGUACGAGUGAGGGUUGGUCAGACCCAUAUCCAAGACCUGAUAUCGCUUGUGGCUACAAUGUCAAUGACACGGCAAACGAGGCGAGACGUUCGUAUUUCAUGACUCUGAAGACCAUGUACACCAUUGGAUACUGCACCUCCCUCGUGACGCUGACGAUAGCGUUAGUGGUCCUGGCCUGUUUCAGAAGACUUCGCUGUACAAGGAACUACAUCCACAUGCAUCUCUUCACAUCGUUCAUUUUGCGAGCUUUGUCCAACUUCAUCAAGGAUGCUGUUUUGUUUUCCUCUGAAGACACAAAUUACUGCGGGGCAUACACGGCUGGGUGUAAACUCACCAUGGUCUUCUUUCAGUAUUGCAUCAUGUCUAACUACAGCUGGCUCCUCGUGGAGGGACUGUACCUCCACACUCUCCUGGUUAUUUCUUUCUUCUCAGAAAGGAAGUUCCUCUGGAGGUUCAUCGCGCUUGGAUGGGGUGCCCCAACUGUAUUUGUGGCUGCAUGGGCGACUGCUAGGCAGCUCCAUGAAAAUAUUGGGUGUUGGGACAUUAACACUGAUGCCAAUACCUGGUGGAUCAUUAGAGGCCCUGUAGUUUUGUCUAUUUUUGUUAAUUUCAUUCUUUUUGUUAACAUUUUGAGAAUCUUGAUGAGGAAGCUCAGGUCACCUGAAAGACGGAGCAGUGAUUUCAACCAAUACAAGAGACUUGCAAAAUCAACGCUCCUCCUCAUCCCUCUCUUUGGGGUCCACUACAUCAUCUUCGCUUUUUUCCCUGAAGACACUAGCAGUGGCACAAUGGAAAUUCAGCUGUUUUUUGAAUUAGCUCUUGGAUCAUUCCAGGGCUUUGUCGUGGCUGUACUUUAUUGUUUUCUUAAUGGUGAGGUUCAGCUGGAAGUUCAGAGAAAAUGGAGGCAGUGGCAUUUAAACAAACACUUGCGUCAGCAUCUCAGCACCUCAGCGAGUAACGGAGGAAGUGGCUUAACUCAAGAGAUGCAGAUGGUGAGGUCGAGCCCACCAGAGCACAGGAGAGCAACUCUCCAAAGAUCAAGCGUGCUUUAACACUGUAUGCUUGGAGGAUACCUCCAUGCUCAGAUACACAUGGUUAAGUCCCAUGGACCGUGCUGGGAGUCUUGUGUAUGUAUCCAAAAGCAGGACUUGGCUGUAGAUCAACGGUUCUUGAAGCACAUCUGUUCAUUUAUAUCCUGCGCAGCACCAGAGUUAUUUUGCAAGGCAAAACGGGCCAAAACAUUAUGUCCUUCCUUGGGUUUCUGGCCACAGUCAUUUAUGUUUCUUUCCACACCAAUAUUUUUCAGCUGCUAUUUCUACCUUAAAGGUGACCUUUCAUUUUCCAUGUGGUUCUCCAACAUGUUUCAGGAUAAGCCAGGCUGGUGAGUUUUAGAUGUUCUCUAUUUCUUCUGCUGUUGAAGCUGGGAGGACGUUCAACUUUGUACGAUGAAGGUUCUGUGCCAUCUUUUAACACAGGCCAUGGGCUUGAAAUGCAAAAUUAAUUCACCGCUAAAAUUUACCAAGACUCAAAGUCUUUCUAUUGUGGUGAUGGACACUGGACACUAAGAACAUAAAGCACAGCUGAGCUCCUGUUUCCUCUCUGACUGCAUAUCCAUUGCUCAGGUAUGCGCCAGUGGCAGGUUCAGACAGUUUUCUUCCUUUGCCUCUUCUGACAAUGGAGACCUCAGAACUAACAGUGGUACAAUUCAGAUCUUUGUAUCUUUUUGAAAUAGUAAAAAAACUAUUACAGCAUAUUCCAAGGGUGUCCAAGAAAACUUUAGUAAGAUGGCUCUUUCCUAUUAUGUCUGUAGCUCUGAGACUUGUCCAGUUACUCUUUGAAGGGAAGCAAUGAAAGCCCUUGAGACAUUUAAAACUCAAUUGAACUGGACCAUACAAGGUAUCUUGUGAAAAACACCACCAUAGCAUCUGGCAAAAAUCUCUUUAGAGUCUACAAUCCCACAGCGUGCUGAAAUCUACAAGACCGUGCAUUGUAAUACACUGUCACAAGGUAUCUGAGCUUCUAUUGCAGCUUUAUGUUCUUAAGGAUCAAAUUGUUAAGCAAGUUUCCCUGGUUUGACCGGGAAAGGGAUAAAACAAUUCAUCCAACAAAUGCAAUCAAGCCUCCUACUUGAUUUUGUAUCUGCAUUUCCCCAGUUGGGGCAAUUCUUGCCUGGUUUUCUUCAAGGGCAAAGAUGACUGAGCAGAAAGCAAGUGGCUUUUAUCACACUUCUCUCUCCCUCCUCCCGGAUCACUUACAAGACAUUGGCAAAACAUGCAUGGUAUGUCAAAUGCUGACCAAGUGACAUUCCCCAACACUCUGCCAAAACUGCUCUAAGGAGCUUUUAUUCACACCAAACCAUCAUGGUAGACCUCUGCCACUUUACCAGAAGGCAAACAUGCAGAGAAAUUCAAAGGAUGCUUUCAAAGUUAAAUCACCUGUGCAGAAGCAGAUUUUUAAGUGCUAUUAGCACUGUUUCAAAACCCGAGAUUCAGGAAAAAUGUCUGUUUUUCUCUGCUGGUGCUGCCAGUUAGAUGGCACAGCCUGUGUCCUCCCUGGUGAAGCAGGCAUUGUGGGUAGCAGCACCACUGACGGCAGCCAGGCCAGGAAGGGCACCUUGGCAGGAGGGAGGGUUUUGCAUUCGCUCUGGCCUCCCUUGCCCAGUUUGCUUUGCCUGCUGAUGCAGGUCACCCAGCAGCAGGAGAGCUGAACGUCUUUAAAACCAGGGGAAAAAAAAAUAAAAAUCAAAUAUAAAGCAGUCAACUGGCAAGCCGUUCCAGGAAUUUAUUUUAAACUUACAUUUUUUGGAAAUAGCAAGUUUUUGAGUCGACUUUGUCCUUUGAAACUCAGCCAAAGCAAGUAGAAGGAACAGCAGAAAAGCAGGAUCAGUCCCGUGACUGAGAGAGAAGUGAAAGUCCCUCCAUGCGUGUUUGGGUGAAAGACCUCACUUCUUGCUGACUUACCCAUGCCAAGCAGAGCCUCCAAACUUCUUGGGGGUUCAUUCUGUCCCGGCGCAUUUAGCAAGCCAGAUACUUCCGAAAAGAUACAACCAUUAGGCUAAUUUUCUCUCUAGACUGCAAAUAAGACCAAGAAGAAUGGAACAACUUGUAUGUUCCCUGUCUGAGAAUUAAACAUCUAUCAGUCAAGCCAAAGCAGCUGUUUGUUUUAAAUGCAAGUGCUUUCUUCCGGCAUAAAUAAAUAAAUAGAGAUUCAGAGAUACAAUAACAUGUAAUUAAUUAGAUCUGAUGCAAUUAUCGGGCCUCCCACAAGCCAGUGCGAGAGCUCAGCCCUGCAGUACGUUGUUAGGACCAGCCCUGAUGGCACAAGGUUGGGUGGAGCCCAGACUGAGCAUGAGACUUACUUGUACAGCGAGUCCUGGUGAAGCAGGGACAAACCACAUGCUCCUGAACAAAAUGCUGCUGCUUUCUAUAUUUAAAAAAAGAGUUCUAGCAUAAGUAAUUGUUUUACAUGGCCAUUUUGGUUUUAUUUGACUUGCCUGAAAUAACAAAAAAAAAAAAAAGGAAGUAUUUCCAGAUUCUGUAUUACAUGUUUGCUUCAGGCAUCAAGUGCUGGUCUGGUUUGUAUGAAGAGCUGUGGCUCCAUAAAAGCCCUCAGAUGUCAGGUGGCAUUUGGAGUCCUCGUUUUUUUGGGAAGAACAAGUCCACUGGUGCAGGUGCCAGAAGCAGAUGGCCCCAGGCAUUAGGAUGCUGUGACCUGGACGUAGAAUGCUGCUGCCAAGCACCACCAUAGUGGGAUGGGUUCUCACCUCGCCCAGCUUCUGCGGAGGUGGUACAAAAGCACCUUUCCCUGCGGGGGAUCUCUCUUGAUUAACUGUACUGACAAAUACUGAAGAAAAGAGCUACUUAGCUCCAGGAACACUGACGAAUUUAUAAGCAGAGGAAGAGGGAAGUGAAUCUCGGCGAGC